CUCAAAUAUUUUUCCAAAAAAAUAAUCGAAAUAAUUACAAAGAAAUUCUUCGAGAAGUGGCCGAAUACGAAGAGAAAAAGGCCAUCUGGAGUCGACUCCCUACGGUAAAAAGAUGACGAUCGCUCCUUAUAACGAUAUUAAUCGCGAUAGUAACUGGUCGUCAUCUGUUUGGCGCACUUCUUCGCCAGCAACCGUAUACCGGACCAAAGAAACUGUAGUACCAUCAAGGAAUAUCAUAAACUGUAGUACCAUGCUACGAUUACGAACGGUCUUGGCUUUGACCGUGCUGUCAUGGGCGAUCUUGGCGGUUAAGGGGGCACCGCACCGAGGCAAAAGCAAAAAUAACGAUCGACCUAGGAUCGUUUACGAUCAGAAACAAACGGGUGAUUUUAAUUUGCAAGUGCAUUUAAAGGAUUUACAGAUUAUUGCGAUCGUAGGGGAUGAAGCUCUUGGCGGUGAUUACGACUACGCAUAUGAUGAUUCCGAUUUCACAAUUAAGCCACCACAUAAACCAUCCACCAGCACUACUACCACAUCGAAACCAACCACAACAUCAACAACCACAACCACAACGACCUCCACUACUACUGCAAAACCAUUUACCCACAUUCCCGUUAUAAUCACUUCCACAGAAGAUGGCGUGAAAGAUAACGCAAUUAAAGGACUCCUAACGCCAAAUGACACUGAAUCUGAUGAAACAACAACCCAAAAAAUCACCACCAGCAGCUCAGAACCGCUGAUAUCUGGAGAGACGGUUGCCAUGGCUCCAGGUAAAAUUAAAGUCCAGAUUUUAGGAUCGCCUUCGGCUGCUAUGGGAGAACUUUCGCCGCCGGCUGGUAUAAUUCCUGGAGAAGAUAUCCAGAGUGAUAUUGGAGAAACUGUUUUGCAUGGAGAAAUGGCUAGCUAUCGAAAAUGCGCCACUGGAUAUUCAAGGGACAAGAAAGGAAGAUGUAGGAGAGUGAGGAAACCGGUGACAUCAAACUUAUUUGGUAGAUUAACGAGCAACUUGGCCAGCAAACUGAAACUAUCCACGCCUGAAGACCGCUCUGUUCCAUAAUAAUUUAAUUAUAUCAUUUAUUUAAGGAUAAUUUAUUUAAAUAUAUUUAUUGUUCUUACUUGUAUUUCAAUUAUCAUAGGUAGUGA
Molecule: messenger RNA, 1143 nt
Organism: Sitophilus oryzae (rice weevil)
Lineage: Eukaryota; Metazoa; Arthropoda; Insecta; Coleoptera; Curculionidae
Exons: 3
Coding region: 113-1057 (314 amino acids)
Source: RefSeq, a predicted model, not a curated record